Aspergillus uvarum CBS 121591 is the source of this 930-nucleotide messenger RNA. Its product is annotated as nuclear transport factor 2 family protein. The record is from RefSeq and is a predicted model, not a curated record. The transcript is spliced from 2 exons. Lineage: Eukaryota; Fungi; Ascomycota; Eurotiomycetes; Eurotiales; Aspergillaceae. The coding region runs from base 178 to 639 and encodes 153 amino acids.
UUGAUGCUUAAUAUUCGCCCGUCAUUGACUCCAUUUAUCAAACGGAUAUUUGUUACUACAACAUUCAGUUGUCUUUGUCAAAUCCAAGCCUUGAGAUUAUCUAUCUUCUCAGUCGAACAAUCUGGAUAUCCCUCCAAAACCACAUUUAGCACCUGUACUACUAUUGAAUGAAAUUCAAUGACCGCCCCAGCGUCCAUCCAAGCAGCAACACUGCGGCGUUUCAUCUCCGCCUGGGAGAAAUGGGACGCCCAGGAAUGGAUCUCCACCUUCUCCGACGAUUUUCAACAAGUCACCCUUCCCCACAGCCUGAAUAUCCCCGUUCGUUCACGCAAGGAAGUGGAGAUCGUUCUUCCUGCUCUCGUCGCAACCGUGAGGUCAUACCAGCUGCAAAUUCACCACGUCAUCCAUGAUCCAGAACACCACAAGGCGGUGGUGUAUGCUGCGUCUACGGGGAAACUUCCGUGGGGAGACUGGAACCUCGAGUACGCGGCUUUUCUUACAUUUACCGAAGACGGAAGGAAGAUUGCGAGACUCGAGGAGAUGCUCGAUACCGCGUUUUUGCAAGAUUUUGGGCCGAAGUUCGGGAAGUACCUGCAGGAGAAUGGGGGGCCUGUGGCUGUUGCUGCUGGGGGGAAGUAAGACCCGGGAUUGAACGUUUGGUCCCUUCCGCUGUAAUAGAAUAUUUUAUCCCUGAAACAUAGCAUGUGCACUGACUCUUGCAUCGUGAAUUACGGUGGGUAAUUUCAUGAAAAUGCGGCAUGAAUCUGCACACACCAGACACCACUGUAUUCUGUUUGGCGAGGGUUGAAGGAGCUGAAUUUGGGUCUGGCCUCGGAAGAUGUGAGUUACCCAGGACACGAUCAGGUGUAUAUAAAAGCCAAAUAAGUUCAGCUGAGGGUAGAAUGGCGCCAAGUAUGAAAACAUCACAUU